ACACAAUGUUCAAUCAAAGUUCGGCGCCUGCAUUGCACUGAGAAACUAGUCUAUCUGAAUGACCUGAAAAUCCUGUACAAUGGCGACCACCGGCAACUCUGAGUUCGAUCCUCAGCUGAUAGUUUCUCAUAAAUUUCCCGAGGCUACCUAUACUUACACCCAGAGAGAUGUUGCUUUGUACGCGCUGGGAGUUGGAGCGUGCGCAAAGGACGCUGUAGAUGAUAAAGAGCUCAAAUUUGUUUAUCAUAGAGAUGGUCAGCAAUAUAUCCAGGUCUUGCCGACGUUUGCAGCACUAUUUUCUAUCGGUUAUAGUGAAACAAUUGCAGAGAUACCAGGCUUGCGAUAUAAUCCACAUCUCCUAUUGCAUGGGCAGCAGUAUAUUGAAAUCUAUAAGCCACUUCCUUCAAGCGGUUCUGUAAUUAAUAGAGCAAGUAUUGCUGGAUUGCACGAUAAAGGUAAAGCAGCUGUUCUAGAAGUUGAAAUUGGGUGCUAUGAGAAAGAAUCAGGUGAUCUUCUAUGUAUGAACAGGAUGUCUAUUUUCUUGAGGGGUGCUGGUGGCUUUUCAAAGUCUUCCAAUCCUUACUCAUAUUCCAAAUAUCCAGCAAACCAAACAGCUCCUUUGAAAAUCCCCAACCGCAAACCAUUUGUUGUUUUUGAAGAUUGUUCACAGCCAUCUCAGGCAUUGUUGUACAGGCUCUCUGGUGAUUACAAUCCCUUGCAUUCAGAUCCUAUGGUUGCAGAAGUUGCAGGGUUUUCUCGCCCUAUAUUGCAUGGGCUAUGCACACUUGGGUUUGCUAUCAGGGCUAUCAUUAAGUGUGUCUGUAGAGGAAACACAAACAUGAUAAAGGGUAUUUCUGGCAGAUUUUUAUUACACGUGUACCCUGGGGAAACCAUAGUAACAGAAAUGUGGCUUGAAGGUUUGAGGGUCAUAUACCAGGUGAAGGUGAAAGAGCGUAAUAGGGCAGUGCUUUCUGGUUUCGUAGAUCUUCACCAUUUAACCACCUCAUCCCUUUGAGUGAAAAAGUUCAUCCAUGAAAUGAAGUAUGACGCCUGGAGGAGUGUGGGAGGAGAGUGUUUUUCAUUAUACGACACAAAACUAUUUGCCUAAAUCUCUGUCUACAUAUCGUAGGUGGAUAUAUCCUGCUAUUAUAUCCAUUGUAGUGUGCUUAGUAUUCUCCAGAUUUAAUAAGUUUGUUUAAGAUUGUAUUACAUAAUGUAUUAAAAUUGUUAAGAUUGUUUUUUUUUAUUGUUGCUCCCUAUUGUUGUAUGCACUUUUGGUUUCUGCAUUGAGCCACUACACAACUUAAUUUCUCUCCUCAAUUACAAAGAUAUGCAUUGAUGACCAUUUGAUGUGCCAA
Cuscuta epithymum is the source of this 1358-nucleotide messenger RNA. NCBI's taxonomy places the organism in Eukaryota, Viridiplantae, Streptophyta, Magnoliopsida, Solanales, Convolvulaceae. The record is from the annotation of a GenBank genome assembly.